AUGGCAAUCACCGCCCUAAAGAGUACAUUUAAAAUUUUUUUUGUUUUAGAUAAUAAAAAAAAUACUAUAGUGCGAAUAAACAUGAAGUUGAUAUGGGGUUAAUGCUGCAUAAUAUUUUUUUGUGUAUAUAUCUUUGUAAUAAUGAUGAUAUUAUAUUAGAAAGAUGACAACAUUAGGAAGAAUUAUAAUAUAAAUGUAUAUAUGUUAAAUGAUAAUUCAACUUCUGCUAUUUACGCUUAAUUAAAUUACAUUUAAAUUAAGUUAUUUUUUAUUUUCAGAAGUUUAGGAAAGUUGCAUUAGCUAUGCCUCUGUUGGGAGAAAUUGAAGUUUCAACAAUGAAAGUUGAACCGAUAGAUAAUUUAUAUCUUGCGUUGAUACAGUGCUUUGCAAUUAUAUUAUGCGGCUACAUCGCUGGAAGAUUUGAUGUUAUCACUAAGACAGAAGCAAAUGGCCUAAAUACGUUUGUAGGAACGUUUGCCCUACCUUCUUUAAUUUUUAUGUCACUGGCAAAGCUUGAUUUUAGUCUAGUAAACUGGAAGUUCCUUCUUGCUGUCUUGAUAGCUAAAAGUUUUGUGUUUUUUAUUGUUCUUGGUAUAUCUCUAGUUAUUAAAAGACCAUCAAAUCCAGGUUGCGCUGCACUUUUUGCAAUAUUUACUACGCAAAGUAAUGAUUUUGCUAUUGGAUAUCCAAUGAUUCAAGCACUAUAUGGCCAAACACAUCCCGAAUAUGCUGCUUAUUUAUAUUUAAUGGCACCUAUAUCAUUGGCUAUUCUAAAUCCAAUCGGCUUUGUAUUAUUAGAGAUUGGUAAACGUCGCAAUGAAGACCAUGGAAGUUAUGGAAACAUGGUUUUUUCUAUUAUAAAAGGAAUUGCCCUAAAUCCAAUACUUGUUAUGACCGUUCUCGGUAUUCUUGGUAAUAUUACCUUCAAUCAUCUAGUACCUGCUGUAUUAGCAACUGUACUAGAUAUAUUUGGCAAUGCUUUCUCUGCAAGUGCUCUUUUUUUAUUGGGAUUAAUGAUGGUUGGAAAAGUGCAUAAAUUGAAGGGUACAGCUCUUGUAAUACCAGGUAUAUUGAUAUCAGUGAAAUUGCUGGUACUUCCCUUGGUUAUAAGAGAAUCAAUCAUUCUCUUGAAUGCUGGAGGAAAUACUACAGAUACUCAGGAUCUAAGUACAUAUGGAUUUUUGUAUGGUACUAUUCCCACAGCACCGGCCUUAUUUAUUUUCACUCUCCGAUAUAAUCUAGAAAUUGAUUUGAUCGCAUCAGCAAUGGUCGCUUGUACUUUCUUAUCCGCUCCAUUAAUGUUUGUAUCAGCGAAAUUAAUCGAUGCUGUUUCUACUGGAGUUAGUCCAGAGAACUAUGCACAUCAAUUAAAUGUAUUUUCUUUCGAUGUAAGCAUUGCUUCAGCAACAGUAUGCGUGUGGCUUAUAAUCUGUUUCGUUGGAUUAAGAAGAAAAAAAUAUAAAUGCGUCACUCAUAAAUGUACAUUUUGUAUUGUGAUUGCACAGGUAUAUCCAGUUCAGUUUAAUUACUGUGGGAGUAUAUGCAAGUCGUAUGUGGACUGUAGCAAUAGCUGUUACUUUAUUAUAUUUAAAUUCUCGUUCUAUAGAUUUUGUUCACAAUAUUCAGAAAUGGUUUUAUGCUAUUGGAUGGGGAAUUCCAAUUUUAAUAGUGAUUAUAAUGUGUUGUACUAUGUCUCCAAAGAAAUUUGAUCUUGAAUUCAGAAAUCCAAAUUUCCAAUUUAGUACAGUUCAAGCUGCAAUUUCUACUUUUAUAUUAAUAUUUUGUUUCAUUGUGGGUUGUUUGGUUUUGCAGCAGAGCUACCAGCGUCGAAACAUUCUAGUAUCUUAUUCUAAUUUGACAAAUAAUGUCGAAAAUUUUAAUAACGAUGACGGGGAAAGACGCAUAGUAGAUGUUGAAGAUCUGAUUUCUUCAACUUCUCAUACUUCAAUCAUUGGUUGUGAAUAUGCAGAUGGUUGUCCAGAUGGUAUAUGCAGAGGUAACAAUAACGAGAUUUACGAUUGUGAUUCGUUGUUAGAUAUCGAGAAUGAAAGAAACGAUCCUCAGCUUCUACGACACCUUGUAUUUGUUAUUUUACUUCUAUGUUCCAUGUUUAUUGGCUUAUCGAUAUCAGUUGGAACGCUAUUAAUGGAACAAUUGACUGGAGUUUACGUAGAAUUAGCGUUCUUAGAUGUUGCUCUGAAUUUUGGCCAAUCAUUAAUCGCAUUUGUUAUCUUCGGAUUGGAUGCCGGCCUUGGAAAAUUAGGAUGUUGGCUACAAAAAAUGUGCCGUAAAUGGCGUAUUGGAAAGGAGUUGCAACUUCCUUCUGAAGAUGCAUUAAGCCCAGAAGUGAAGGCUAUUAGGGAUCAAUUUAAUCGUUGCCAUUUGGCUGAAUGUCGUGCUCGUAUAGCUAUAUGUCGUAGACAUUUAUUAAAGGUGUACAAAGGCGUCUUUACCGGUACUGAUUUAGUUAAUUGGUUACUCGAUGCCAAUGUUGCACAAACUAGAGAAGAAGCUAUUCAAUACGGCCGUAGCUUAUUAGAAAGUAGAGUGUUGCAGCAUAUCGACGGGGCUUAUCAUUUUUACGACCAAAAUUUACUUUAUACCUUUAGUAGCUAGUUUCAGUAUUUCGAUUAAAUCUUACAAAAGGAUUAUUUUUGCAAUUUUUGUCAACUGUGUUGUCAAAUAUUAACGUUUUAGAAUUUUGUGAUCUGACAAUCCUAUUUAUUUAAUAUAUUAUAAUUAUCUGUAUAGAUAUAUUAUCCUAUUUAUUUAAUAUAUUAUAAUUAUCUAUAUAGAUACAUUAUCCUAUUUAUUUAAUAUAUUAUAAUUAUCUAUAUAGAUAUAUUAUAAUUAUCUAUACAUAUUAUAAAUAUCAAAAUAAUUUUAUUCAAGACAAUUUUUUUAAUAUCUUUUUUGGUUGAUACGUAAGAUAUUUUUUGUUAUGCUAUUAUGAAAAUAUUAUUUAAAAUCUAUUCUAUAGAAUUGUAA
Heterotrigona itama is the source of this 2988-nucleotide messenger RNA. NCBI's taxonomy places the organism in Eukaryota, Metazoa, Arthropoda, Insecta, Hymenoptera, Apidae. The record is from the annotation of a GenBank genome assembly.